UCAGUGCCUCAGCCAGUCAUGCAAUCACGUGAUCACAUGAGGAGGGGAAUAUGUGUUUGAACUUUGCCUCACCGCUUGAGAUUCUCAACUCUCAAUUACCUCAUUUUUUCGCCUGCUGAACGCAUGUGCAGUGUUUCAUUGCUUUUGUAGCUGUGUAACCAGAAUCCUUGCCCAGGAAGUAACAUAAUAUAUCCUUAACUGGCCACACGCAGCAGUUGGCUAACGUGACUCCGGACUUAUCAUGGCCAGCUCAUUCUUCAAGUCUUGGAGCGCACAGAGACACCAACCAUUACAAGCGAUUCCAGCGUACCUGGUGUUGAGCCUAUUGCUGCUCUCGUCACCCGUUGCAUCAAUAUGGCCGUUCCCGCCGAAAAGGUUCACGAAGAACUCCCUCAUGGAGGCGGGCUCCGCGGGCAUAAAUGACGGGGAUCGGAUAGUGGCAUUUGGGGACUUUAAUGGGGACCAAUUUUUAGAUGUCCUCUCGAUAGACUCGGACCAGCAAACUUUGUCUGUAUACCUCUGGGAUCACGAUACAUUUUCAUUUGAGAAGGUCUCAUCAAUGCGACAUCCAACACCUGUUUACAAUGUCAUCCCAGGCGACUUCACGCACGACGGCAAGCUCGAUGUGCUCGUCAUGAGCGCAAAUCCCGCCGCUUCAAAUAGGCUAGAUAUGACACUCUACACGGGUAACCACGAUGGCACAUUUGCAUCAGACCCUAUUUCCAUCCCGUCUUCGACGCUGUCAGAGCCUAUACCAGUUGACAUCAACGGAGAUAUGCAAAUUGACCUGUUGGGCACUGCCUAUUCGCAGGGGACUUAUUCCGACCCCUUCACAGUUUGGCAGAACACGUGGAAUGGGUCGCAGAGUCAACCUACGCUGUUCGAACUCAUUGACCCUCCAUUUACUGGAAACCAGUGCACGCUUGCCAAUCCUCACAGCAAUGCCGUAAUUGACCUCAAUGGUGAUUGCUUAGCAGAUAUCUUUCUGGUAUGCCAGGAUAGUUCCGGGAAGAAGUCAUUCCAGAUCUGGGUUAAUAACAAGGACUCUGGAUUUUCGCUAGCGCAGAGUGAUGUGCUGCCUUCUGGGACCCAGGGGAUAUCUUUCGCUGACGUUGACAGGGACGGUACCAUUGACAUGGUGUUUCCCUCAUGCUCAUCCGUCUCAUCAAUCGGCGUGGGCUCUGGCUGCUUCAUCAACAUCGUGUAUAAUACACAAUUACCGCUCUGUGCUUCGCCGACAUCCCCCACGACAGACAAGAAAGGAAACCGAAUAUGUCGGCGACCAGAAGAGCUGUGCACUGCUGACCCCCACUUCAAGUUCGAUCUGAGUACAGCAAGCGAUAACGACGCAUACGUACGGAUACCACUUUCCGACCUUCUUCCCUCCUCUUCCUCGAGCUCGCUUCUAGUCCUCGAUACCACGUACUCUCCGUCUAUCCCUCUGCCCAUCAAACUUGGAGACGCAAACCUUGACGGCUUUCCAGACCUCCUUCUCAUUGUCUCCAACCCUUCCGAUUUGUCGCAUACACCCAAACUAUUACUUUCCGAGCCCUGUGCCAAGGGCCUGGGGGGAUGCGACAAAAAAGGGGAGGGCAGGAGGGGUUUCCACCUCGUCACGAAGGGCGCGGAGACUUUGGAAGCUGUGAAGGAUGCACGCGGAGCGGCGUUUUUGGAUAUGGACGAGGAUGGUACGCUGGAUAUUGUUGUGCAGCGAACCGGUGACCAGAAGCAAGGUACUGUGUCGUUCGUCCAGAACAACUUUUACUACGAUGCGUUCUUUUUGAAUGCUAUAGUCCUGAAUGGAGCAUGUGACAAUGGAUGGUGUACGGAGUCAAAUGGUUCGACGUACUCCCCCUUUGGCGUGAGCUACUCGGGUGCCUCAUACAAAUACACCGUUCUCGAUACCUCUGGCCGUCGUUCCGCUGCCCAAGUCGGGCAACUCCCUCAAACUUCUUACCAUUCCCUUCUGACGCCAUAUUCCUUCUUCGGACUCGGGCGCACCAACAACUACAUCGAGAAUCUCUUUGUCGGUUCAACCAAGCACACGCAGGAACAUUUUAUUAAUAUGGAAGGUGUCAUCCCGAACUCGCGCGUCGUGAUUCACCCUUCUCUUGGUGACGGGGCAUGGCGAAGGGAGCUGUUCCUCCGGCCAGGGGCUUGGGUCCCGUGGGUGACGCUUACAGUCGUAGUCGCAACCGUCAUUUUGGCAGGGAUCGUCUUCGUUCUGCAUCUGAAUGAGAAGAGGGAGGAUGAGCUGGAACGGAGGAGGACAUCGCAUCAUAUCAAUUUUGAUGCGCUAUAAUGUCAGUGGAUAUGUUACUGUAUAAUACAUUGUAUGCACGAUCUAUUUCAUGAUAUAUUCUUCCCGUAGCUUUGAUAAAUGUGGAGAAAUAAGGCCUUUUCGCUUUCUCCUUCAUAACUUCGCUAGUAACUCCCAUUUGACAUCCUUGCCUUCACCCUCAAGCCUCUUCACCUUGCCCUCGGCCUGAAGCUUCCCAAGAUGCUGGUCCACGCUUCGCGCAGCAGGCUCCCAUAAAUUCUGCGGGUACGCAGAAUAUAUCGUAGAUACAAUUCCCCAUGUAGACC
Suillus paluster is the source of this 2586-nucleotide messenger RNA. RefSeq lists its product as uncharacterized. The transcript is spliced from 11 exons. The record is from RefSeq and is a predicted model, not a curated record. NCBI's taxonomy places the organism in Eukaryota, Fungi, Basidiomycota, Agaricomycetes, Boletales, Suillaceae. Gene Ontology annotation, cellular component: plasma membrane. Bases 242 to 2302 code for a protein of 686 amino acids.